GAUGACGAGACCAAAUUAUUGAAUUAUUCUGAAUGCACACAUUACGCAUUCAUUGUGUACUGUAGUACAGUUAGUUUUGUUUAGAUUUCUCUGAUAGGGAAUAUUGGAUUCUUAAUGUAUAUCAACAGUAGUUUAGUUUCUAUUGUAAAAAUUAAAUUAACUUAUCUCUUUUUCUUUAAAGGUGAAUUAUCUCGCGGCACAAUGUGGACACACCUGUGGGGACACUGUUCGCCGAAUUAUGGCAAAGCUUGGGACAAACAAGCUGUGGUCCUUAUUUAGUUUUAAAGGCCGGAAAGGAAAACAAGCUUUUAAAAGUUUGAAGUUGUGCAAUAUAAUUAUAAGUAAGUAAUACUCAUCAUUCAUUUGGUAUAUAUAGUUAGCAUUAAACGAAGAUUGGAAUAUAUGUAAAGCAUGAUAUGGAUUAACCAGCCCAAUAUUAUAAUAAUAUUUCUAGUCCUCUGCCCAGUUCUUUAUAAAUAUUUGUAUUAUAACUGGCGAAUAUCAACCAAUAAAAGAUAGAAUGAAGUUUUAAUGUAUAACAAUGACUUUUCUCUUUUAUUUUUAAUUAUUUUUAUGAAUUAAAAUUAUUUAAAAUUCAUUUAAAUGCUCUGAAGAUGUUGUAUUGUGAAGAAGAAAACCAGUUAACUAAUAGCUAGUGCAAUCGCCUUACUAAUAAUAUUGGUAUUUUUUCAGAGGCCUGUAUGAGGAGCCACCAGAAAGCCACCGAACUCAGUGUUGAAGAGCACAUCUCAGAGACCCUGAAGCAUGCUCCAAACAAGCCUGGUGGUUCAAGAUAUCGGGUAAAUUUAGCAUUUUGUUUACAGUGUAACCUACAUUACUAAGUCAUGAUAUACGUUCUGUGAUAUAUCGUGUGCGUGUGUGUGCGUGUGUGCACGCAUGCGUGUAUAUAUUUAACAAUUAUUCACCGAAGUGGAGGUGAAUGGUGCAAGAAUAAUCGCAGAGACGCGAUGUUUUGGCACUACCCACCUCCCGAAUAUAUGCCAAAUCGUAUACAUCUAAAUAUUGUUUAAUACGUUUUUGUUCAUAUAGGUCGUGGACGAGUCUCAAGAGAAAGAGAGAGAUAAUAUUUAA
Paramuricea clavata is the source of this 1092-nucleotide messenger RNA. The record is from the annotation of a GenBank genome assembly. NCBI's taxonomy places the organism in Eukaryota, Metazoa, Cnidaria, Anthozoa, Malacalcyonacea, Plexauridae.